UUCGAUCGACGUUCCAGAACCGGUUCCCGUCUCUCGAAACGUUGAAACCACUCAAUCAUGGACGUGGUUCGCAGAGACAACCCGCAGGAAAUCCUGCGCAAAUCCUUACUCGAGUGCCACACCGCGGGCGAGCUCAACCCGGACGGCCGGGUGCCCUCGGAGAAGGUUUUCCGUCGCUUCCAGGCGGAACUGUUCAACCAGUACCGGAAGGACGUCCGGCUGCGCGAGUUCCAGGCCCUGAUGCAACGAUCGCCUCUGCUGGUGGAGGUCGUCCAGUCCGAGUAUCGGAUUGACCUGGAGAAGCUGCUGCCGCUGCUGCUGAAGAAGGAGGACGCGGAGGACGAGAACGAAUGUGACUCGGUCAAGUCGUUUCAAUCGUGUCCAACAGCAGCGGUUGAGGGUAGGAAGUCGGAGAAGAGGUUAAAUCUGCUGAAUGUGCACUUGAAGUACGUGACGACGAUGGCCCGGGCUGUGAAGACGGAUUUUGAGUUGGGGGCGAACAGUUUGAGUUGUUUGCUGUGUCGGGUUAAUUUUGGGAGUGCGCUGGGUUUGCGGCUGCACAUGAAGAAGCACGAUUCGCUGCCGGAUAUUGAGACUGGUGGUGGUUUGCAGACGGUUAAAUGCCAGCUGAAUGUAUGUUUCCAGUAUGAUCAGAAAGGGUUGACGUCGCCGCUGAAGAUCAAGAGUCGCCAUCCUGGACCUUUGUAUGUGGGUUCCAUCUUUGUGUAUCACACAAGUACGUUGCUGUUUCCGGUGCACACCAAGCUGGAGUUGUUGGAAUCUAAUGCAGUUCGUAGUUUUUUGCUUCCGAAUCACAUCUUUUUCAAGAGUUACGACAAGUUUUGGCUGUUGAUAAGUUGUCGCAAGGAGAACGAACAAACGGAGUACAUUGAGCAUUACCAGAUCAUUGUUCGAACCGUUUCUCCUCCGUUGCGACCCGGUCAACUUGAUGAAUACUUCCCGAAGCCGGAGCUGACGGCGUUGAUCUCCAACAAUCUGCAGAUGUCGAAGGAGCAAACGCUCGUUGAACGGAUUCUGCUGGACGCAAUUCGAUAUCUGUGCACCACGGGACCUUCGGCGCGACUGACCAUCGCAAAUUACUGCGACAUGCUGGAAGUUAUGAUUCACGUGCAUGAUUUAAACGUCCAGUUGGAUCUUGCUAAAUUUCAGGCUGAUAAAGCCGUCAUCGUUCCGACGGAGGUCGACUGCCAGUACCGCAUCGAUACCAUCCACUUCAACGCCCUGCCAACGAAUCUUGCCGCCGGGGACAUUAUCAACCUAACGCUGGUCGAUCCCAACAGAGGGAACAUCGAAAUUCGAGGCACCGUUGUCCAAGUGCUGCCCGAACAUCUGGUUGUUGAACUGGAAAAGAAGGUCGAGGCCAAUUGUAGCUGCCAGGUGAGACUGCAGGUUGACCGCCUCGUGUGCCGGCUGGAACUUCAGGCGUUGGAUUUGGUGCGACGUGAUCAAGUGGCAUCGCUGUUCUUUCCCGAGGUUCCUCCCACGCCACGAUCGACGAUCAGAGAAAUCAAAGCCUGGUUCAACCCGGGGCUUGAAAACAACGUCGAGCAGCAAACGGCCGUUCGGAACAUUGUCAAUCGAACCGCCUACCCGCUGCCGUACAUCCUGUUUGGACCACCCGGAACGGGCAAGACCACAACGCUCGUGGAAGCCAUCGUUCAGAUUUGUACGCGCCAUCCAUCGGAGCACAUCCUUGUAACGGCCCAGUCGAACGCGGCCUGCGACGAACUCGCGGUCCGCCUCCUAAACUACCUUCCUUCGAAGAACCUGCUCCGGUUCUUUUCGCGAUCCGUCGAGAAGCGCAUCGACGAGCUGCCGGAACCGCUGAAGCAGAUCUCCAACCUGUCCACCGGCAGCUAUCAGUGGCCAACGUGGGAGCAGCUGGACCAGACGAACGUCCUCAUCUGCAGCUUGACCACGUGCGGCCGGUUGGUGCAGUGUCGCGUUAGGCCGACUCACUUCAAGCACGUGUUCAUCGACGAGUGCGGAAGCGCCUCGGAACCGGCUGCACUCGUUGCUCUGGCCGGACUCGUUACCACGUCCAAGAAACUGUGCGCGAGCGUCGUCCUUGCCGGAGAUCCCCACCAACUCGGCCCAGUCGUUCGCAGCGAGCUCGCGGACAAGAUGGGUCUUGGGAUGUCGAUGCUGGAGCGACUCAUGAACUUGCCGGUGUACCGGAAAGACACGGAAUCGAACCAAUACAACACUCUGAUCAUCUCCAAACUCCUCAGGAACUUCCGCUCGCACGAAACACUCCUCCGAUUCUCCAACCAGCGGUUCUACGAGAACGAACUGAUCGCGCUCGCACCCCCACAAGAGGUCAGCUUCGUCGAGAACUGGAAAUUCCUCCCGAACAAGAACCUCCCCAUCAUUCUGCACACCGUCCUCGGCGAAAACGAGUCCAGCUUCGGUCGAAGUCGGAUGAACGCCAAGGAAGUCGAAAUGGUCGAGUUCUACCUCGAUUUUAUCCUCCGUUCCGGAAUCAACGGGCGCACCAUCACCCAGCAAGACAUCGGCAUAAUCUCCCCCUACCAGCUCCAAGUCCAGCAGCUCAAACAGCUCUGCGAACGCCACAAAUGGCCCGCAGUCGAAGUCGGUUCCGUCGAGCAGUACCAAGGUCGCGAGAAGCUGAUCGUGCUGCUCUCAACGGUGCGUUCGCACACCGCCGACGUGGGCUUCCUGAACAACGUGAAGCGGCUGAACGUGGCCAUGACGCGGGCCAAAGCCCUGCUGGUGGUCAUCGGGAACAGCUACACGCUGCAGCACGAUGCGAACUGGUUCGAGCUGGUGCGCUACUGCAAGGAAAAUGGGGCCGUCGUCGGGAAAGGGUUCGGGCUGGACGCGUCCCGGAUCGUCGAGCGGACCAAGCGCGAGCGGAUGUUCGAUGCGCUGUUUGCGAAGGAUGGGGAGAAGGCGAAGGGGGAUAGUUAGAUUGUAGCUUUUAAGGUGCUUCCAAAGAUAGUUUUAAUUCUUUCUGAAUUGAACAUCAUGUGAUUUUAUUUGUAGUGAAACGUACAAACGUGGACGUUUGAUUCGAUUUCUUUUCAAAUUAAUGUUGUACUUUUUUGGACUUUGAUAAAUACAACGACAAUCCUU
Messenger RNA from Culex quinquefasciatus (southern house mosquito), 3117 nucleotides. RefSeq names its product putative helicase MOV-10. Lineage: Eukaryota; Metazoa; Arthropoda; Insecta; Diptera; Culicidae. The transcript has 3 exons. Gene Ontology annotation, cellular component: P granule; cytosol. Bases 58 to 2952 code for a protein of 964 amino acids. Gene Ontology annotation, molecular function: 5'-3' RNA helicase activity; RNA binding. Gene Ontology annotation, biological process: regulatory ncRNA-mediated post-transcriptional gene silencing. The record is from RefSeq and is a predicted model, not a curated record.